AUGGAAGAAAACAUCCACGUAUUCACAACUUGCGAUUAUGCUAAAGAAAUCUGGGCAGCAGCGACAAUAGCUCGGCCACAGGGUGACUUCGCAGAUAUAAAAGAAUGGCUCCUACGUUCGGUAUCCGUGACAAGCAAGGAAGGGUUUGCAAAAAUAAUGAUGCUGAUAUGGGGAAUCUGGAAAAAUCGAAACACCCAGGUGUGGGAAGGAAAAAAACAACAUCCUCGUGAUGUUGUAUUGAUGACUAUGAGCUGGCUAGAGGACUUCCUGAAAGCAAAUAACAAUGAACAUCCUCAUAGGGACAGAACCAAACGUUGGGAGAAGCCCCCUGAGACCUGGUUGAAAUGCAAUGUAGAUGGUGCCUUUAUAGCACAGGUGGGACUAAGUGGAGCUGGCAUGGUAUUCAGAGACGAUAGAGGCCAGUUUCGAGCAGCAGCUAUGAGACCUUUAUCAGCAAUUACCACACCUUUCCAUGCCGAACUGCAGGCCAUGCAUGAAGCCGCUCAAAUGGCAGCUGGAAUGAACUACCAAAAAGUCAUUUUUGAGACUGACUGUUCUACGCUGGCAGCUGCACUAAAUCAAGAAGAACGAGAUUGCUCUUUGCAUGGUUUCCUGAUAGACGAUGUCAAAGAUUUCAUGCACCAACAUGGGGAGUAUAUAAUCAUCUACGCUCCACGUGAGACCAACAAGAUAGCCCACAACUUAGCUAGUAAAGCUUUCUUUUACCUAUGUAUAGGUGCAGCGCCUCCAAUUCCUUCUCCACGACUCUUAGGGUGCAGCAGAUUGGCCUUCAUCUCUGUUCGGGUUUUCUCCACUCCCAACACAAAGUUGCAGACCCAUAAUUCCUCGCAAACCAAUCUCUCUUCCUCUCACUUUAAAGCUUUUCUUUUCUGCUUCAGGUUUGUUCUCUUCCCGAAUAUUCUCAGAUUCGUUUUCCGUUUCCGUCUUCAGGUGUCUGUCAUUCAGUCCUGCUCCCAAAGUAUCAAUAAGGUGUUACAAGCUUUGCAGCAGAAGUUCCCAGCCGCGUCAAAGACUCAGUUAAGGAUAAGUAGACCUGGGUCUGAACCUAAGCGGUACUCUAUUAUCCCUUUAUGCAAGAUCUGCUGGAGUAGCGUGAUAACAGAGCACAUCCAAGGCAUUUUGAACUCUUUGUACUCAUUUCACUGGAGCUUGACUAGAGAUUGGGAGUUGAGGGGAUCCAAAAUGAAUAGAGAGUGGAUUCAUUCUAAAAACAAACUCAGCCAAGAAUACAAGGAUGGUAUUCAGUCUUUCAUUGAUAUUGCAAAACAUCAUUUGGAUGCAAAUAAUGAGACAUUAUGUCCUUGUGUUAAGUGUCAGAAUUAUGAACCACAUUCUCUUUCAGUUAUAAGAUACCAUUUAGCUAAGAAUGGGAUGGCAGUGACUUAUGAGACAUGGACUGAACAUGGAGAAACAAAGGUACCGCAAAUGGAUGUCGAUCAAGAGGAGCGUGGACCAAAUGAUGAUGUGUUUGAUAUUUUGAAUGAUGUAUUCCCACAAGAAAAUCGAAUGGAUCAAGAUUUAGAGGGGGAUGAUGAUUCAUUGGGAAGUAGUCAAGAACAUGCUGAGGUGGACGAUGGGUCCAAUAUGCAUAGGGUAGAAGCUGAUAAGUAUGAAAAAUUGCUUGCUGAAGCUGAAAGAGAGUUCUUCCCUGGUUCCUAAUUUAGUGUUUUAACGGCUAUGGUAAAGCUGAUGCAUUGCAAAGUCCUCAAUCAUUGGACUAAUAAGUCUUUUGAUAUGCUCUGGAUUAUUCAAUGUCGGAUGCUCUGGGAAUUCUCCUUUUUUUUUUUUUACAUGGUUUAAAUUUCAAUUGGAUCGAUAUGUGGCUAGGAGCAUGAAGGUUAAUUAUGUGGUAGGCUCCUACCUUGAUCCCCUUAUAGUUAAGGUAUACUAAUCAGACACAUGUUCAAGGAUAGUCCAUAUGCCUCUGGUUCUCCAUCAAAAGCCGUCUGCAUUAUUGAUCUUAAUUUGUUACAGAUAUUAUUUAUAGUUGAAGACUUGUGAAGCAUAUUAUGAAAGUGUUCAAUUUGUUAAUGUUUGUUGGAUUUGAAAAAAGAGUUGAUGUUAGGCUCUGUUUAUUACUAAUAAAUUCAAAUUUUUGGUAAAAACAAA
This is a messenger RNA of Rosa rugosa (rugosa rose), 2130 nucleotides long. RefSeq lists its product as uncharacterized. Gene Ontology annotation, molecular function: nucleic acid binding; RNA-DNA hybrid ribonuclease activity. The record is from RefSeq and is a predicted model, not a curated record. NCBI's taxonomy places the organism in Eukaryota, Viridiplantae, Streptophyta, Magnoliopsida, Rosales, Rosaceae. The coding region runs from base 1 to 1680 and encodes 559 amino acids. The transcript is spliced from 6 exons.